AUGACGGCACGUCAAACGUCACCCACGUCAGACCACUCCCACUCGGACAAUAAUGUUCGCAAGAGGGUCUGUAAGGCAUGUGACCGGUGUAGACUGAAGAAAUCCAAGUGUGACGGAGGCAAUCCUUGCGGUCGGUGUAAGGCGGACAAUGCCAUCUGCGUCUUUGGCGAGAGGAAGAAGGCUCAUGACAAAGUGUACCCCAAGGGAUACGUUGAGAUGCUGGAACAACAACAAGCAUGGCUAGUACACGCUCUGCAAGACCUGUAUCGCCGCGCCAGCGAAGGCGAAGGGUGGCCCGGCGAGCUCUUGAAAUGCGAACCCAACGGUCACCCGCUCACCCACGAUGUGCUUACUCGACUGGGGGUCUUGGAUCGCCAAAAAGGCGAACACUUUGAGGAAAACCCGGAUGUGAUGCAGCAAGAACUGUGGAAGCAGAAUGCAGGGCACAUGCAGCGUCAGGACUCGUCCGAUGGCAGCUCCGAGACCGCACAAUCCCCCGUCGUACCGUCGCGCUUCUCCGAUGCCUUCUCUCGACCGCUGCCGCCCUCGCCCACCACCUUCAGUCCUUCUUCACGAACACAAGGGCCGACGAUCAAGUCGGAGCCACAAAUGACGCCAAACAACCCGGCAUACGUGGCGCCGCUAGCCAUGCAAGGGGUGGUGAACCCCGUCGCAUUGCAAGCGCCACAGCAAUGGUCCAACAACAGUUUUGCGCCGUACGAUGAGAUGGACCUCAUGGCCACACCCGAUUAUGCGAAUUUCGCGUUUGAUGACCCCAUCUCAUCGCCCAUGUUCAACCGCCAAGUCCCGAUGAACUGCAUGGUCUCUUCGUCGUAUAUGGACACCAAGAAUGACUACGAAGAUAUCAGCCAGUUCCUAAAUGCCAACGCGCCCGAAAUCGCCUCCACGUGA
Messenger RNA from Aspergillus steynii IBT 23096, 912 nucleotides. Its product is annotated as Zn(II)2Cys6 transcription factor domain-containing protein. The record is from RefSeq and is a predicted model, not a curated record. Gene Ontology annotation, biological process: regulation of DNA-templated transcription. The transcript is spliced from 3 exons. Gene Ontology annotation, molecular function: zinc ion binding; DNA-binding transcription factor activity, RNA polymerase II-specific. Bases 1 to 912 code for a protein of 303 amino acids. NCBI's taxonomy places the organism in Eukaryota, Fungi, Ascomycota, Eurotiomycetes, Eurotiales, Aspergillaceae.